CAAGCAAGUCAAGCUGUGAUAUUUGUGACUUUGUUGGUAACUUUUUAGUGAUUGAUCUCUAGUCUGCUUAUGAAAGAAUUGUCCUCGUGAGGCCUAAAAUCCAACUGGACGAGGCAGCAAACGAACAGAAUGAUGUCUCGACCAAAACGACCCGUUAACGGCCGUAUUUCUGUUCACACUCACGAUAUUGUGGACGAGCUAUUGGACGACAAUGGCAAACAUGAACUCUCCAAGGAUAAUCACAGACGAGCAGUAUCGGCGUCGUCAGUCGAGAGACCAAAACCUUUUGGAACGUACUCGGAAGUAAGAGCUUCCAGUGCCAAGUCAGCCUGUCCUUCGGACCAUUCUUUCAGAAUUCAGACCUGGUUGAAUGAAAAAUCCGUUCGAAAUAUUCAGGAAAGGACCGACUUUGAGUCACGAGCCACUAAAAAUAUGUACACGACGCUCCUUGAUAACGAGAAUACUUUUGUAAAGAAUGUUGACAGUUUUAUUGACCAGAAAGAAGCCCUUGACAGAAGAAAGAAACAAAUGCUUUUCAAGAAAUGGAGUGAGCGAGUGUACAGUCCUGUCAAGGAAAAAAUAGAUGAAGAAAUGAAUGGCCCAAACUACAGACACUUGGAUAGAAGAAAAAGGAAUAUUUACAAGAAAUAUCUCGAUUAUAGUAACAAAAAGGGUGUAGUAUUCCUAGAUGUGAUGUCUCCUGAGGAAUACAAUCCACUAGUUCUUAAUGCCAACCGGCCUGCACCACUUAAGGCAAUAACACAGAAACUAGAUGAUCCUCUAUUAUCUCAAGGAACAACAAGAUUGGAGGAAGAUCGCACAAUGGUGAGGUGCAUCACAGGAGAUACAAUGAGUGACAAACAACUAGAAGAGAUCCACCUCCCUUCAGCCCCACUGGUGCCUCUGGGUCGGCAUGGCACUGAGUGUAACACUUGGCUAAGAAUGCAAUUACAUGAUAUCGACAGUGGUGUUAGGAGAAGAAGCGGGCUUCGUAUGAAAGGAAUCUACAAUGACUCAGACAUUGACCAUGAAGAGUGGAGUAAGCUAGAAAGGAAUCCUGAAACUAUUGAUGUUGAAUUAAGAUCCCAGAAGAGACGGCUGUUUAGAGAAAAACACGCCACAACACUUCAGUUUGACUGGCCUGAGCUGCCUUCCAUCAGUAAAAAUACCACAUACCAUCCACGCAUACCCAAUGUCUUGCCGCUGGGCACUAGUUUUGAAUAUUAUCCAGAGCUUAGUGCAUCAUAUUAACAACACUAUAGAAGCAAAUUUAGUGAAAGGGGAGGGGGUCAAUGUUUCUCAAAAAUGUCUACGUAAAAUCAUAAAUAUUUGAAAACAAUUUUUCAACUCCACAAUGUUUUCAUGGAAACAUAUUUUUUGAUUUUUUAACAGUAAAAACAUUUUGUAAUGGAGUACAGUCAAGUCUGGUAUUAAAAGAUUUUUUCCAUGCUAUGGACACUGUAAAUCACAUUUCUGAUUUCUGAAAUAUCACGCCUAAAGUAUUUACAAUGUAAAUAAAUAAAUAAACAUAUUCUGAUUGUAAUCUUUUGCAGCU
This is a messenger RNA of Pocillopora verrucosa, 1555 nucleotides long. Its product is annotated as protein FAM228B. NCBI's taxonomy places the organism in Eukaryota, Metazoa, Cnidaria, Anthozoa, Scleractinia, Pocilloporidae. The record is from RefSeq and is a predicted model, not a curated record.